Molecule: messenger RNA, 969 nt
Organism: Nipponia nippon (crested ibis)
Lineage: Eukaryota; Metazoa; Chordata; Aves; Pelecaniformes; Threskiornithidae
Source: RefSeq, a predicted model, not a curated record
AUGGGGCACUCGGCAGAUUUAGAAAUUGGAAACACGGCGGUGAAGAGGUGGCAGUUUCCAGGAUGUGGGAACAUAGUGACGUUCUCCCAGUUCCUAUUUAUUGCGGUGGAAGGCUUUAUCUUCGAAGCCAAUUUUGGGAGGAAGAGGCCGGCCAUACCAAUAAGGUACUAUUUCAUCAUGGUCGCCAUGUUCUUCACUGUCAGUGUGGUGAAUAACUAUGCCCUGAACUUAAAUAUCGCCAUGCCGCUGCACAUGAUCUUCAGAUCAGGUUCUCUCAUAGCCAGCAUGGCUCUAGGUAUCAUCAUUUUGAAGAAAAGGUACAGCGUAUCUAAAUACACGUCCAUAGCCCUGGUGUCCCUGGGGAUCUUUACCUGCACUUUCAUGUCUGCAAAGCAAGUGGCGUCUGACUCCAGCUUAAAUGAAGAGGACGGACUCCAGGUUUUCUUGUGGUGGCUGCUAGGUAUUGCUGCGCUCACCUUCGCCCUCCUCAUGUCUGCCAGGAUGGGGAUUUUCCAGGAGACGCUGUACAAGCAGUUUGGGAAGCACUCCAAAGAGGCCCUUUUUUACAAUCACGCAUUACCACUCCCUGGCUUUCUCCUCCUUGCCCCAAACAUCUACCACCAUGCAGUCCUCUUCAGCCAGUCUGAGCUGUUCCAGGUCCCGGUGAUCGGGCUGACCCUGCCCAUCAUGUGGUUCUACCUCCUCAUGAACGUCGUCACUCAAUACGUCUGCAUCCGAGGCGUCUUCAUCCUCACCACGGAGUGCACCUCCCUCACCGUCACGCUGGUGGUGACGCUGCGCAAGUUCGUCAGCCUCAUCUUCUCCAUUCUCUACUUUCGCAACCCCUUCACGGCCUGGCACUGGCUGGGCACCGCCUUCGUCUUCGUGGGGACUCUCAUGUACACGGAGGUGUGGAACAGCCUCGGGCCCUUCCUGGCCCGCUGGAGGAAGAGGCCGAAGGAGGAAUAA